Messenger RNA from Drosophila takahashii, 5213 nucleotides. NCBI's taxonomy places the organism in Eukaryota, Metazoa, Arthropoda, Insecta, Diptera, Drosophilidae. The record is from RefSeq and is a predicted model, not a curated record.
GCGGUUUUCAAUUGAGUUUUAACUGUGAUAAGUUGUUUUCGAGUUCAAACAAAAGUGCUAUUAAGCAAGAAUACAAUUUUAGGUCAAGGUGCAUAAACAAUAUAAUUUCAGAUGAGAUCAUUUUGUCCUACAGCCCAGAAGGAUGUUAUUCUUGCACUGCUAAAUCAUCCUGCAUCCAUCCGGUUUUCGUCCUCAGAUCACCAUGACGCCACGCCCACGCCGAGAGCAGGUACAAGCCAAUGAGCGCAAAUGUACUCGAGGUAUUCACUCCUACCGUUGCCGAGUUUGCCGAGGCGUCCACCCUCUCAAGAAGUGCGUACGGUUUCUGAGAUUGACGAUGGAGAAGCGGCUCAGGGCAGUACUAAUCAAUGGGUACUGUGCUAACUGCCUGGCUCAUGAGCAUUCGGGUGAAUUCUGCCGAAGUGGUAACAAAUGCCGUCAAUGUGACGGGGCCCAUCAUACACUGCUACACAUGCGGAAGCUUCCACGAUCUAGGUCCAGAUCGCCCUAUACUGGGUCACGGUCACCCCGUCAUACAAGAAGCCCGACAUCGGUGACUCAAUCGCCGUUCCAGCCUGGAACCGGGGUUUCGUCAUCGUCCCUGACGGCUUUGUUACAACACAGAAGCCCCCGAGUGUUUCCCACCGCAUCUAUCCUGGUCCACAAUGGGGCGACACAGUUCGAUACGAGAGCGCUCAUCGAUCCUUGUGAGCCGGUGUCUCGGAUUAACGCCUCCAUGGCACAAGCAUUUCACCUCGAGAAGAUCUCAGUUGGCAGCGAGGAAGUGUGUAGCGCGGUUAUUAAGUCCAUAAUGACACCAGAAUUCCGUCUAGAAGUUUACUUGAAGAUUGACCCGCAUCUCAGCCAUCGCACGCCAUCUACUCCAAUUGAUCUGCGGAUUCGUCAGAAGUUCAAGCACCUAACUCUGGCUGAUGAGCGGUUUGAUCGCCCAUCCACUGUGGCUAUCGUUUUAGGAGCUGACGUUUAUUCGGAUGUUAUAUGCGCAGGAGUCUUGCCGAGUACAGACGGUCUGCCAGUCGCUCAAAACCCCGUCUUCGGUUGGACGCUUUCGGGAGCAUGUCGAUGCUGAAGAUAUGAGGCGCCAACGGAUGCAUUGUUGCAACACAUUGCAAGGCCGGCGGAAUGUUCGCGUGUGGAAAUCGCAUAUUAAUCCAAUAAUGACCGAUUCCGGGGUUCCAAUUUUGCGAUAACGUUUUGUGGAUUUGUUAUCUUGGCUUGAAGCCGGGUUUAUUGUUGAGUCAAUUCAGUGAAGUUGAGCUAACGUGUUCUCAAAUUGGGCAGUACAGAAUUGAAAGAGGAACGUCUAACAACCAAGACCUUGCCACAGACAUGGCCCCAGAAUGUUUAGAGAAUAUUCUGGUGGCUGUCCUUCCAAGAGGUCUGAUCGUCCCAGUCGAAUUGCACGUUAAUACUGCUUGCAAGAUGACACCACUCUUGGAAGCACUGCGAUUUGCUUUGUAGCAUGUGUGAUGCCACAAUUUUUGGGAGCCUCCUAGAGUCAAGGAACAUCACUUUUCUGAUGUAGCUGAAGUGAUGAUUCAGUGUGCUGCAAAAGAGGGGGCUGGUCCUGCUUCUAGCGUAAUCGCGUAAUUUGGUGUGUUCGAUGGCAACCUAAAGAGUCUUUUUAAGAAAAAAGUUAGCAAUUUUUCAACUUCUUCGGAAUACGAGUCCCCAGACUUCGGCAGAAUUACACAUUAUGGCUUUUGCUGUGGGUUCGAAUGAUUUGUAUUUAAGGCUGCUCUUGACUUCUUGCUUUGCUAGAAACGAACGCCAAGUACUGUUCAGUGCAACUUUGGCAUCUUUGAGCUUUUGUUGCAGAUGUUUCUUGAAGCUUCCUAGAUAUUUGUACUCCUUUACUACUUCAAUUUCGCUACCAUUUAAGGUCCAUCUUUCAUCUCUGGCCAGGCGACCACUGGGAUCUUAGAUGCACAUAACUAUUGACUUGUCCAGGUUAAUUUGGAGAUUCCAGUUGGUACAGUAGGUUUACGUGUAAUUGAUUAGCUUUAGGAUUAAUGCCCUCCUGUCGAUCGUGUCGAAAGCUGCUUUAAAAUCAAUGAAAAACAAGUAAAUUGUUUCCUUUUUUUUAUAGAACUUCGCAGCAGCAGAUGUUAAUGUAAAAAUACUAUCCACUAUCAGUAGCCGUUCCUAAAACUGGCUUGGUAUUCGCUUAGAAUUUGGUUUCGCUCUACGUACUUGGAUAUUCUCUCUAGUAGUAUCGACGUAAAGAUUUUUUGCACACUGUCGAGGAAGGAUAUACCUCUGUAGUUGACAGCAGCUUUUGGGUACCCUUUCUUAAAGAUCGGGAAAAUGAUGUUUCGCUUUAAACUCUCCCAUACGGUCUUCUAAAAUGCGAUUAUACACCAGCGUUAAUAGUGAAAUUAGCUCCGUUGAGGCGUUUUUGUAGAACUCGGCCGGAACUCGAUCGAUCCUUCGGACUGCAUCUUGGACUUCGCUGAGUUGUAUCGGUUCGUCGAGCUCAUUUAUUUCCAAAUAUGGCAGUGCGUAGUUAAUCUGCGUUCUGCUUGACAACUGAAGUAGUUCUUUAAAGUGCAAGCAAAGCGACAAUGCGGUUACCUUGAUUCCUCCCUGUCUGGUAUUCGAUCCGAUUCUUAUGCUCUGCAUAGUGACUUAUACGCUGUUUGGUUUCAUCGUUGGCGUUCUUCCUAAUAUUCUGGAGCUGUUUAAAAGAGUGCUUUCGUGCGCGUUCACUUUGCAUGGCUUGUGCAGAUUCUUGAAUGACCCGUGUGACUUCAUUUAUUGUGCAUUCAUUGUUUUUGCUUCUUUGCCUCAGACAUCUAUCCAGCCUGUUUCUGUAUAUUCCACCCAUCUUAGCUUGGGAAGCAGAUGGUCGCCGUUCAAUUGGGAAUGUUUUUCUGAUAGCGGCAUAUGAUCGGAGAAAGUUUCCUGUAAGGCCUAUUACUCACUUCAAUCAAAAAGGCAACGAAACGAAAAUUUCUAUACAAAAAUGACAGGCGGAAAAUUUCUUGAUCAAAAAUUUGUAUGGAGAUUUUCAUUUCGUAGGCUUUUCGAUUGAAGUGAGUACUAGGCAUAACACUGGUGUCAGGCUCCUCUUAUAGCACAAUAGUCUAUCGCGGAGCUGGCUUGUCCUCUUACGAAAGUAAAGUUGCCAUCCGUAUCUCCACUCAUUUUGCCGUUUAGAAUUGCCAUAUUUGUGGUUUCGCAUAGAUCUAUUAGCUUAAGACCAUUUCCAUUCGCUGUUUUGUCGCAGGCUCUUCCAGUCUUGUUGAUUAAGCACGCCGUUGAGAAUCCAGUCUCCGUUUCGAUCUGGUGCUCUCCUGUCCUCGCAUUCAAGUCGCCAACUAUUAUGACGUUGCCAAUUGUUGAGUUCCUCGAAAUCUUGCUUCCAGUUGUUGCAGUUCAGGUAUCCGGGCAGUAUGGAAAGUUUGUUUUGGGCACAGGACAAGGAUAUUGUGGUAAUUGUGGCAUUGUUGUGUUGUAAAACUGCAGCUUACUCCAGGGUCCAUCUGUAUGCUUAUCCCGAGAACCUGUCGUCCACUCGACCGCGUUGCGGGAAUCCAGUGUAGCUUGUGGUUUGGGAAAUACGUUUCAUACUGGCCAAAGCUUCAAAUAUCAGGAAUAUUUCAAAAGUGUCUAUAAAAGAGAAGAAUUUACUAAAAAUACGUUUAUUUGGUAUUCCAGCUAUAUUGUAUGCUACUAUAUUUAAACCAUAGCUCGCAAUUAACUGUUGACCGAUUCGUGCGGUCCCCAAAUAACUGUUUUUCUCUGAGACUUUGAGCAAACAAUCAGGGAGCAACCGAUUGAAUUGUUCGUACGGAAAUUUUGCUCGCACUCAGCCGACGAGCAGUUUUUUCGGCUUUCUUUUGCUCGGCUCGCUUACAGACCGAUUGCUCCUGAACGACGUUUCAAAAAGUCUUUUGCGCAUGUGUUAACGUUAACGUGCUUGGGCGAUAUUGCUCUCCCUUUCACUCGCACGUACUUUCAAAGGGAAUACAUUGUAUAGUUGUAUUAGUGAAAAGACUUUUUGCGAUGACUUUUUCAGUCAAUCGGUCUUUUAAUAAGUCUCCCUGUGCGAGCGACAUUCGUAUCUCUCAUUGAACGAGGUUCGUAACAGAGCGUCUCACGAACAGCUCAACGUAAAAGGCUCAACCGAAAACCAAAACGAAAGGAAACGAAGUGUGCUGCGCAGAGAGAGAACGAGGGGCAUGCUAUUUUUCGGUUGUUCUCGGGAGUAGAGCGUAAGGAAAAAAACGGUUAACAGUUAUUUGCAUGCUUUGAUUUAAACUAAUUUUAUUUACCGGGUUAGGGCUUUGGCUGCUGUACUGAUUUUUGUUUUUUUCUAGUUUUUUGGCAGUCUUGCCUUAGAGAGGACUUAUGUCUUCUUGGUUUAUUCCAUAAAUCGCAUUUAAAUGGUCUGGUUGACUUUUGUGAAUUAGUGUUUUUUCGGGAUUAUAAUGCACUUGCCUUGUAUGUUAAUUUCAUCUUCCCGACCAUUACUUUGAUACUGUUGUCAACCGCUGCUAGAUGGCGUUUUAGCAGGAGUAGAACUAAUUUUUGUUCCUGCUCUUUAAUGCAGAGAUCUUUUUCGACGAAUAUUUUAGUUCCUGCUAGUUGUUUUCCGUUACGUAAGGAUUCGUUGACCUUGGAUGCGGAGUCCAGCUCAACUAUUACUCCAACAUUGUUUGCCCUCUCGUAAAUUAUUCGCGUGUUUUGCACCUCAAUCUGUGGGAACUCCAGUUUGUCUCGCAGUAAUUGCUGAACUGCAGUUUUUGUGGCUUUCUCUUUGGUAAGUCCCUUUAUUAUUAUAUUUUAUAAAUUCAAAAGCGUGGAGAUCACCAAGUGCUGCGGAAACUGUCAUCGGAGUAUUGUUCGUUUGUCAAAAGACGUCUUUAUUUUCCGAUCUUCUCCCUGGUUUGGGUGAAAUUGGCGGCGGUUUUCGACUCUUCAGAUCCUUGCUGAUCUAUAGACGCCUCCUUAUCGAGGACGGUAGAAGAGGAAAACGGGUUCUUAUCUCCUGGUGGCAUUGGACUCCGCGGGCUAGCCUCUACCGUCGGUAUAAGACCACAUUCUGUCUUUUGAACUUCUUCGUGCGCGACUGGUAUUAUUGCCGGCCGUAUCUGAGAAUCUGACUGCUUCUCCGUGGAGCUUUAGUUCUUUUUAUACCGGUAGCUAGAGCUUUUAUUUUUGCUUCCGGGUUCUUAGCUGAUAGAAUA